This is a messenger RNA of Galeopterus variegatus (Sunda flying lemur), 5423 nucleotides long. It is a transcript of the gene ANKRD31, whose product is annotated as ankyrin repeat domain 31. The transcript is spliced from 21 exons. Bases 1 to 5232 code for a protein of 1743 amino acids. Gene Ontology annotation, molecular function: protein binding. Lineage: Eukaryota; Metazoa; Chordata; Mammalia; Dermoptera; Cynocephalidae. The record is from RefSeq and is a predicted model, not a curated record.
AUGAUGUAUGCCUGGACUGAGGCUGAAAAUCUUGAAGUUUUGCCACACUCGGAAAAGGAACUAAAUGAAGACAGAGACUUCCCUGAAAUUAGUCUUCUUUCAGAUACUGCUCUUACAGUAUCUGAUAUGGUUGCUGUAGAGGAGAAAUCACUAAUAGAGCCACAAAAGAUCUUAGCAGCACAAAGUAUAUUUUCUGAGCCUGGAAAGGAAGUCACACUGACCAUGACUUCUGAAGAAACCAUGGAUGAAGCAAGCUCCCUUGAAACUUUUGUGCCUGCCUUGGAAAGGCUACUAACAUCACCAGAAAGCACCCAGGAAGAAAGACUGUUUGAAAUAAUGAAUAAUUUUGAUCCUAGAGAGUUGAUGAACCCAUUGAGUGACUCUCUAAGUUCCAUAUCAAUACCUUUGAAUGCCUUGUCAGCACCUCAUAGAGAUUUACUAGAAAACACAAAGGAUGAUGAUGCAUUGCCAGCUGAGUUGUUGGCAGCCCUGAACACAUUGUCAGAAGCCAAGGUGGGACCCAUCUGUCAUAGAAAAGAGGGAGGCAGUCGUCCCAGUGCUGGAAAUAAAUGUUUAGAAGUGGAGCCCAACAUGUCUCAGACUGAUGAAGACUGUACACAAAUAGAGAUUCCAGAAGACACAAAUCUAUUUGUAUUGCAAACUUUGGCUCAUCAAAAUGUCACCUCUUGUGAGCCUCAAAAUAAUAAGGGAAAUUCAAAUGCAGGGGGAAAUAUCUGUGACCAGGAAACUGUGUGUGUGUUAAGGAGAUCAUCCAGACUGGAAAAACUGAAAGUAAGCAGAGAUGCAAAGCACACACCUGACAUGUAUAAGAUGCCAGAAAAGAUUUCAACAGAAAUACUUCCUGGUGAGGAUCGAACAAAUAAUAAAUCUUCAACUGAGAAUUUCAGAAUGCAGGAUCCUGCCUUAAUGAUUGAAGGCAAAGGGAAGAAUAUGCAUUCGUCCAGAUCCAAGAGUAAAGGACAGAUCAGGAAAAACAAACAACUUACGGGAAAAAAUGAAAAAAUGAAGAUGAAUAAAAUAUCUCUUUCUAGCAUUAACCGGAGAAACAGUUUUGGAGAGAACUUACUGUAUAAGGCUGCUCUGUACAAUGAUGCUGAUCUUGUUCAUCAUUGUAUAAAAAAAGGUGGAAAUGUUAAUCAGCUAAGUUAUGCUGGUUGGACAGCACUUCAUGAAGCUAGUGUAGGAGGAUUUUAUAGGACAACAAGUGAACUAAUAAAAGGUGGAGCAGAUGUAAAUAUCAAAGGAAUGUACCAGAUUACUCCCCUACAUGAUGCUGUGAUGAACAGACAUUAUAAGGUGGCAAAGUUACUUCUUUUGAAUGGAGCCAAUCCAUUAUCUAAAAAUGACAAUGGAAAGUGUGCUUUGGAUGAGGCCCAGGAUUUAUGUAUGAAGCGUCUCCUUGAGAGAUAUGUUCCUAAACAUAAAAAAUGUCUCACAUCAGCCCAAAGGAAUAGUGCUGACCCGUUAGACAUAGAGGAUGUACACCAGCACAAGAAACCAAAAUUCAGUUCCAAAAAUCGCAUUUGGUCUGUUUGUAAUGAAAAUUCCAACAGACAGAAGCCAGAACAUGUAAAAGUUGAUAAAGAAAGCAAAGAGGGUUUAUUUAUAAGUAAAGACAAUGUGUAUGAAUAUUACCAGAAAGAUCCCAGAAACACAAAAUUUGGUAAAUUCAAGCAUAAACAAUCAGCUCUUAACCAAAUAUAUUCUACAGGACUCAGAAAGGGCAAUCUGCUUAAUAUCAAAGAUCCCAGCACAAAUACAUCUAAAGGUAAAGGAAGAAGAAACAGACUACAUAAAAGGAUUCAAGCAGAUGAUGGAGACUGCAAUCCAAGAAAGUCAAUAGUUGUCUCUUCUUCCAGGACAAUAAACAGACUUGUUACUUGUCAGCAGCAUGUUCUCCAAACCCUUGAUGACCUUCCAGAAGAGUCAUGUGAACCUUCUAGCUCAACUCUGUCAAGCCUGAAAAAUGGAUUAAGUAACAAUAUUGAGGCUUGUUCAGUUUCUAAAGAGACACAUAGCCAGAACCUAGGUUUAUCAGAUAGUCAAGAAAUACAGUUCUUAGAAUUAGAAUCCAUUGACCAAACUGAAGCUGUUUCUUUCUCAGGACUUUCAUUACAUAAAGAAAUCAAGUUACCACUUGUUACUGAAGAUGAGCAGCCUCACACUCACCAAGAACAACACAGUAGCCCUUAUAAAUCUCAUGAAAAUAAUCACUCAGGUAAAAAACAUGAGAGCCUUAAUAAUAAAAAGGAAAAUUCUUUCCCAUCUUUUAUAAAGGAAAAUACUGAUGAUGAUGAUGACGGUAGUUGCUGUACCGCUGAGAAGGCUGUAACAUCAACAAAGGUAAUAUGUUUUACAGAUCGCAAAAGCCACUAUAAAGAAAAUACAGCAAAUAGAGAAGAAAUGGAUUUUCAACAUUUUUUACCUUCUGAAGACCAUUUUUCAUUGGAAAAUGAAUUAAAAGCAGGCAGCCUAACCAUGCUUGCACAACAGGAAGCUGUUAGUUUUUCUGAUUCACAUAAUGUCAUUUCUGAACAUGUUGCAAAUUAUGAACAAUGCAUAUGUGGAACUCCUUUUGAUCACUCACUUGGUAAUCCUGAGCAAACUUUUCUGGCUUGUACAAGAACACUUUCAACACAUGAAGUUUCAAAGUUGACUGGUCAUGUGAAGCUAUUCAAAGAGUCUCAGGAUCAUAGCCCCACAGCACCAACUUCUUUAAUGAAUCAAACAGAUACAAAUAUUGUGGAAAAGGUGCCAAAGAAACAAGACAUUAAAAGGAAUUACAAUGACAAAGUCCAAAAAACAAGUUCUUCAAAUGGGCCUUUAUCUACAGUUGUUCAUUCUCAAGUAAGAGAAACAACUAAAGUUGAAAAAAGGAUACAAGACCUUCCAGAGAAUGAGACUAUACAUAAUACAGAUUUUUAUUCCACUGACAGUAUGAAUAAAGAAUUGACCAACAUCUCACAACUUAGUCAAAGAGAAGAGAAGGAAAUUUCUCACAAACCAGAAAUAAAAGCAGCUGGGAUCAAGAAGAGGAAUGCCAGAGGAGAAAGCCGACUUCAUUUGGCUGCCAGAAAAGGAAAUUUAUCUCUGGUGAAAGCUCUAAUAGAAUCUGGAGCAGAUGUGAAUCUAAAAGAUAAUGCAGGUUGGACACCACUUCAUGAGGCAUCUAAUGAGGGGUCUAAUGAUAUAAUUGUAGAGUUAUUAAAAGCUGGUGCUAAUGUUAAUUGUGAAAAUGUAGAUGGAAUUCUGCCUUUACACGAUGCUGUUGCAAACAAUCAUUUGAAGGCAGCUGAGAUUCUUCUACAACACGGAGCAAACCCUAAUCAAAAAGACCAAAAGCAGAAGAAUGCUUUGGAUCAAGCAGAUGAUGAAAAAAUGAAAGAGCUAUUAAAAUCUUAUGGUGCUAUUGAGACUGGUAAUAGAGAUAAGAGUAAUGCUAUAGUCACUGUAAAAAUUCCUACUGUCCGGUCAAAAAGACAUAAACAGUGUUUUUGUGAUAAUGGCAAAACUGUUGACCCACCUUCCCUUUCACACCAAGAAAAAACAAGAGAAAGCCUUCCUGUGCAUCAGACCAUCAGUGGCAUUCUACAAGAUAUAGAAGAAAAACAGGAAAAUUUAUUAGAGUUUGAAAUAAGAAACCUUGAAGAUGCAGAACAAUACAUUGAAAAGAUGUUAGAGAUAAAAGAGGUUAUGGAUAACGUGCUUGCCAAACAGAAAGCAGAAAGGGAUGAUCUGGCUAAAAAAUACAGGGUAUCCAUAGAGUCGUUUAAGCAUGGAGCCCUAAGAGAACAACUGGCCAACUUGGCCACAAGACAGAAGAACCUUUUAGUUGUGGCAAAAAAACAGAAAAAAAUAAGCCUGAAAAUUCAAAACUAUAAGAAUGUCACAUCAUUGUCUGGUCUUAGUUUAAGGAAACUGCCAUCCAGCUCAGAAAUCUCUAGUGAAAAGGACAGCCAAGAGCUUAUCAGUCUGGAAAAUGCAAUGCAGCCCCAAUCAGGUUCGCUGUCUCCUGUCAGUCUUGUUUGUGGAAGUAUGCAGGAAACACAAUUGUCUCUGGAAACUUGGAAUGACAGCCAAAAUACCAACAUUUGUUUAAAUCCAGAGAUAGUGAGAAUGGAAGAAUUUUCUGGAAAUGAGAUGAAUUCUAAACAAAAUGUCAAUGACUGUACCUUGGAUAUGUUAUCAAAAUCCGGACAUUCAAAUGGCACCAAGACGAUUAAAUUACCAUCACAACCUGUUCCUUUUAUUGCUCAAGUGGAAUAUUCACAAAAAGAAAAUCUUACAGAAACUACAGCCAAAGGAUGUGAAUUCUAUAGUCCUUCCACAGUAACUGGCACAUUAAAUAAUUCAGAAGCCACAAGUUUAGUUUCCAAAAAUGAUGUCCAUCCAUUAAUUGCUAUUUGUGAUCAGGGCCUCUCCAAUUGUGAUCCGAAAAGAGGAAACAAGAAGACAGCUUCCCAGCAACCACCUAAAGGGGCAUCAGAAUCCCUGGCACAUCAUGGGAUUGCUGUCUUAGGCAGUGAUACUGUGCAUCAGAUGAAACCAUAUCUUAAAAAAUCAGCUACUCUUGUUCCACAUGCAAAUGAAAGUCAGAUCUCCUCUUUCUCUGGGUCUGGCCGUCAAUAUACUAUGAAAAAACCUUUAAACUACAGCACAACUCCUAAAAAGAAAUGUAUGCAGAUAAAGGAUUUGAUAUUAUUAGGAAGAAUUAAUCCAGGAAGUAACAUUCUGGAAUUCAAAACACAGGAGACUACCCACAAAGCCAGUAUUUUAUUGAGUGGUAAAAUUAAGGUAGAAAAUGGUCAGAUUUAUCAAAACCCAGUCACCUGGCUCAAGGAUCUUCUGGGAGGCAACAGUUAUGUGACUUGGAAUUAUGCUUGGAGUAAGGUAACAUAUCUUGGGAAGGAGCUUUUAAAAUAUGUUUCUGAGGAAGUACCUAUACCUCCAGAACCAAACUUGGUACCUCAGCAACAUCAACCUUGUCUUCCAGAAGUACCUUGUUCAGAUGACCCAAUACAGGAACAAGGAAAAUCGUUGUUUGAAAAAAUGAAAUUUGGACAAGGAACUUCAAGAGAGUCAUUGCAAAGCAUCCCACAUUAUCUACAAAUAAAUGAAAUACUAUUAAUCAGUGAUCAAGAAUUUCUCCCAUGCCAUAUAAUGGAUCAGCAUUGGAAGUUCUAUGUGGAAUGUGAGAAACUAACAUUCUAAAACCUUGUUUUCUUAAUGAUUUAUAUCUUUAGAUCUAAUGAUUCUUGAGAUCUCAUGGUCUAGUGGGUCUUUUUAAACCUACAAUGUAUGAGUUGCUACUCAAGAUGUGUGUUUACUGUUAUAGGAAAAAUAUCAACUAUUAUAGUAAGAUUUAUGCUUUUUUUGCCAUUGAAAUAAAGGUAUUUUCGAUA